Molecule: messenger RNA, 2824 nt
Organism: Mizuhopecten yessoensis (Yesso scallop)
Lineage: Eukaryota; Metazoa; Mollusca; Bivalvia; Pectinida; Pectinidae
Product: very long-chain acyl-CoA synthetase-like
Exons: 12
Coding region: 592-2475 (627 amino acids)
Molecular function (GO): long-chain fatty acid-CoA ligase activity; long-chain fatty acid transmembrane transporter activity
Source: RefSeq, a predicted model, not a curated record
ACAUCGUUCAUCGGAUAAGCCUAAAGUAAACACUAGUUACGUUAGGGCAUAUUGGAAAAUGUGUUUGAACGGAACUGUACGUGUUUUAUUAAUGUUGCAUUCUAUUUACAUCCAAAACAUGAUUAUUAUUUUCUCGUUGUUUGUGAUUCCCAUUUUAACUGUUUUAUCAUUUGGAAGAGAAGCCUUUAUUUUGCGGGAACAGUAUCAUUCUUUCAACGUUGACAGCUCCAUCAGGCUACGAACACCAGUAGAAAUCCAUUCGAAAUUUUCCGCCAUCAUAUGACUUUGACCACUUGGAACUUCUCGGCCGAUUCGGUCAUCUAACAAUUGUUGGAAGGAACUGUAAUCGGGGCGAGGUGUUCCUAAUGGACUUUGACGUCACGUCAUAAUUGGUCCCCGAUUACUGAGACAAUUUAACGGAAAUACUCGAACAGUUUCCGAUUGGAACGCAUUCGUGUGUAAAGGUCUUGCACGUAUUUAAUUAUUAUUAUUUGAUUAAGUUGGUAGAUUUAUCAAAGGACUGUACAAAGGCAGGUUUACUCGGAGAUUUUGGAGACAUUGGUUUGCUGAACCUAACCAUUUAACACAAAGAUGCCGACACCAAAGGAGAUAGCGCUCGGAGCGGUAGCGGGAACAACAACCACAGCGCUGUUGGCAUGGAAGACUUUAUUUCCUUACAUAGUGGAUGACAUCAAGACAAUUAGAAGAACAAGCCGGGUAGCAAAGAUUGCCGGUCAGCAAAUUAUGACCGGACAAUUUCUUGUCGACGUUUUUGAGGACCACGUGGCCAGGGAUCCAAAGAAGACUUUCAUUAUUCACGAGGAUAAACAGUACAGCUACGAAUGCGUGAACGCCAUGGCCAACCGCGUGGCCAGCCUCGCUCUGACCUGGAACCUUGAACCUAGCUCCACAAUAGCCACAAUGAUCUACAACGAAGCGGCUUUCGUUUGGACAUUAUUGGGACUUCUGAAGGUUGGACUAUCGGAUGCUUUCAUCAACUACCAUCUGACGGCGAAACCGUUGUUACACUCCUUGAACAUCAGCGAAGCCAAGGUCAUCAUAGUAGGAGCCGGUGAUGAACUGCUGGACUCCAUUAUGGAGGUCAGGGAAGGGCUGCCAGCCGUACCGAUCUACGUCCAGGGCAGGGCCCAGGAGACCCUACCACCGGGCAUGCUGUCGUUUGAUGACGCCAUUUUACGUACACUGCCAACGAAUGUCUGUAAAUCCGUCAGAUCUCACGUGAAUCUGAUGUCACCGAUGUGUUUUAUAUACACGUCAGGAACAACAGGACUCCCGAAGCCAGCGAUCAUCAACCAUGCCAAGUCUAUCGGUGUGUCUGUUACUUAUAGUAUUUUAGACUACAGCCCUUCUGACGUCGUAUACAUCGUCACACCUCUCUACCACAGCGCCGCCACGCUUCUCUGCCUCUUCAACACAUUUUAUACCGGAGCUACAAUGGUGUUACGUAAAAAGUUUUCUGCCAGCCAUUUUUUCGAGGACUGCCGGAGGCAUGACGUCACGGUCAUACAGUAUAUCGGAGAACUCUUUCGUUACAUUAUGGCACUUCCGGAGACUCCACUCGACCCGGUCCACAAGAUUCGAGUGGCGUUCGGAAAUGGUCUCAGACAGGACAUUUGGACAGAUUUCCAGAAACGCUUCAACAUUCCUUGGAUUAUUGAAAUAUUCGGCGCCACGGAAGCCACAGGAGCAUUACUGAAUAUUACAAACAAAGUUGGAGCAUGUGGACGUCUUUCACCUUUCAUGCGCUGGGCCAGUACGGAGUUCAAAGACACUUUCAUUGUACAAUAUGACCCGAUCGAGGACACACCAAUCCGCGAUAAACGAGGCCGCUGUAUCCAAGUCAAACCAGGUGAACAGGGCUUGUUGAUAACCCCAAUACCACCAACGUACACCGGCUUCUAUAAGGGUGACGAAAAACUGAGCGAAAAGAAAAUUCUUAGAAAUGUAUUCGAAGAAGGCGACAGUUUCUUCAAUUUUGGAGACCUGUUAUACCUAGACAAGGACUAUUAUAUCUACUUCCGUGAUCGAGUAGGGGACACGUUCAGGUGGAAAGGCGAAAACGUUUCUACUCGAGAGGUUUGUGACGUCAUUAGCGCACUCGACUUUGUCCAAGAUGUCAACGUGUAUGGAGUACGCAUUCCAGGUACUGAAGGUAGAGCGGGAAUGGCUGCGAUAUCUGUGACAGGCAAUGCUGACGUAACUGCCGAUAUGCUACAGUCGUUGUACCAACUAUGCCAGAAGGACCUGCCAAGUUACGCCCGGCCAUUAUUCAUCCGCUUCCAGAAGGAUUUUAUUGUAACGCAGACGAUGAAACACCGGAAACUCGAGUUAGUAGAAGAAGGGUUUGAUACUGUAAAGGUCAAAGACCCACUGUAUUAUAUGGACAAUGACAAAAAGACUUAUUCGCGUCUUACUGAGACAUCAAAGGAUCGAUUACUUCAAUCCAGAUUAUGAUUUCUACCACGCCGUUAUUGACCUUAUCUCUCACGCCUGGCAUGAUUUCUUUGCUCCAAGAAGAACUUUAUCGUGUUGAACACGAUGAUACAGCGGAAACUCGAACAAGUAGAAGAAAGGUUUUACCCUGUAAGUGUCGAGAACCCACAGCACUUCACAGACAUUAACAAUAAUACAUAGUCGCGUCCAACCGAGACAGCAAAAGGAAGUACUCUUCAUUUUAGCUUAUGACUUUUACGUCGCUAUUACGUUUUAUUACCGAUUUGAUUUGAAAGUGAUUAAGACAUACUAUUCUAGACAAAGCAUAUUUGGACCACAGAAAAUAGUAAUAAUAAAAAAUAAGCCUGUU